AUGAUGGAAAGAAUAAGAAAAGAAAUGAUCCUGAUGGAACGAGGGCUGCACAGCCCCGCUACUGGCAAAAGGCUCGCGAAUUUGUCCGAUUCGGCUGGGAACGCGGUGCUGGAGGCCCUCGAAAAUUCGCCCCACAGCGGCCGCCUCAGCCCGAGACUAACCUCAGCCUCUCUGCACACCUCGAUAGGGGACAUCCCUGCCAAAGGCAAAUUCGAAAUAGACACCUUAUUCAACCUCCAGCACCAGAGCGGCGAGAGCGGCGUCGCCUCGGAGGUGCCUCCCUCGGAAAGCAGGAAGAAAAUUAGCCAUUACUCAGAAGUUGCUCCAGAGGCAGAUAUGAACAGUGAUGUGGAGGUGGGCUGCUCCGCGCUCCGCUCGCCGGCCAACCUCACUUCCUCCCAGCUGAAGGAAAACAAUAACAAAGGGUAUUCGGAAAGCAGCUCAACUCCCAGCACCACCACCUCCUCCUCCUCCUCGGGCUCCAGCUUAAGUAGCCUGCACGGCGGCAGCGCCUUGGGAAACUCGAGCUCCGGAGCCGAUCAGGUGAGGAGGUACCGCACCGCCUUCACUCGGGAGCAGAUCGCCCGGCUGGAGAAGGAGUUCUACAGGGAGAACUAUGUCUCUCGGCCCAGGAGGUGCGAGCUGGCCGCGGCGCUCAACCUGCCCGAGACCACCAUCAAGGUGUGGUUCCAGAACCGACGCAUGAAGGACAAGCGGCAGAGGCUGGCCAUGUCUUGGCCGCACCCGGCGGACCCCAGCUUCUACACAUACAUGAUGACCCACGCGGCAGCCACAGGGAGCCUGCCUUACCCCUUCCAUUCCCACGUGCCUCUACACUACUACCCGCACGUCGGGGUGACGGCAGCCGCAGCGACUGCGGCAGCUUCUGCAGCGGCCGCCUCGCCUUUUGCCACCUCCAUCCGCCCGCUGGACACCUUCCGCGCCCUCUCGCACCCUUAUUCCCGCCCGGAGCUGCUGUGCAGCUUCCGACACCCUGGCCUCUACCAGUCGCCCGCGGCCGCGGCCGCAGCCGGCCUCAACAGCAGCGCCGCGGCAUCGGCUGCAGCAGCGGCUGCCGCGGCUGCGGCCGCCGCGGCUUCUUCGGCCCCGCCUACCGGCUCCGCCCCCUGUUCCUGCCUCAGCUGUCACAGCAGCCAAUCGGCGGCGGCGGCGGCGGCGGCAGCCCUAGGCUCGCGCGCCUCCGGCUCGGAUUUCACCUGCACGGCGGCCGGAGCAGCAGCUGCGGCGGCCUCUCAGCGCUCCGAGAGCGGAUUCCUGCCUUACUCGGCGGCCGUCCUCAGCAAGACGGCCGUUCCGUCCCCAGACCAGCGGGAGGAGGCCACCUUGACCAGAUAA
This is a messenger RNA of Rhineura floridana, 1356 nucleotides long. It is a transcript of the gene EVX2, whose product is annotated as even-skipped homeobox 2. Gene Ontology annotation, cellular component: nucleus. The coding region runs from base 1 to 1356 and encodes 451 amino acids. Lineage: Eukaryota; Metazoa; Chordata; Lepidosauria; Squamata; Rhineuridae. The record is from RefSeq and is a predicted model, not a curated record. Gene Ontology annotation, molecular function: RNA polymerase II cis-regulatory region sequence-specific DNA binding; DNA-binding transcription factor activity, RNA polymerase II-specific. Gene Ontology annotation, biological process: regulation of transcription by RNA polymerase II. The transcript has 3 exons.